This is a messenger RNA of Gossypium arboreum, 993 nucleotides long. RefSeq names its product UPF0481 protein At3g47200-like. Bases 70 to 993 code for a protein of 307 amino acids. The transcript is spliced from 3 exons. Lineage: Eukaryota; Viridiplantae; Streptophyta; Magnoliopsida; Malvales; Malvaceae. The record is from RefSeq and is a predicted model, not a curated record.
UUCUUCCUUGUCAAUUUUAUCCUAAGUGACUCAGUUACUCUUUUUCUUGUAACAUCUUCACAUCUGGAAAUGAGAAACUGCUCCCUUACAAGGUUGCUUUUGCACAAGACAAGCAGAACCUUUCAUGACAUUACCAAAGCUUGGAAUCAACAAAAUUUAUCAAAGUGGAAAACCACAUUGGAGGAGGAGUUGGCAAUUAAUGUUCCCAAUGAUAGAGAAAAUGCGUGCAUAUACAAGGUCCCCAUUAACAUGCGUAAGGUGCAACCCGACGCCUAUGCUCCCACUAUCAUCUCAAUCAGUCCUUACCAUCUUGGACAAAGGUUACAAGCAAUGGAAGAGCUAAAAUGGAAAUUCUUUCACUGCCUCUUUCGUCCAAAACAGCCUAAUGGGGUGGAACUAGACCCAGCGAUGAAAGCCAUGGAAGAUUUGGAGCAGGAUGCUCGUAGAUGCUACUGGGACAAUGCUGAACAACAUAGUAAGGAUAAAUUUGUUAGGAUGAUGCUGGUUGAUGGCUGCUUUAUUGUGGAGCUCUUGAGAGUUGAAGCACAACAACUUUCAGUGUGCUCCUCUGUUCAAAGGUGGAUGCUGCCUACUCUUCGUCGGGAUCUGAUCAUGCUUGAAAACCAGCUUUCCUUUUGUUUUGCAGAAAUUUCUCAAAGGGAUGUGCGGGCCAUGAAUGCACAAGGAAUUCAGAACACGUUGCAUUUUCUUGGCCUUUUCAGGCAAAGUAUCCUCCCAUUUCCUAUAAACUUAUCACAAGGACUAAAAAGUAUCAAGACGAGCGGUUCGAGCAAUGCAGCAGAAGAGGGGAUUGACAUGGUGCGGUCCAUGACGGAGCUAAUGGAAGCUGCUCUGAGGGAGGUGGCUAAAGUCCCUCCUCUCUACGUCGAUGAUCACAAGGGAACCCUGUUUCGAAACAUGGUGGCCUAUGAACAAUGCCAUCCCAAGUGCAGACCUUAUGUCACAUCGUAUUUGUUCUUUUCGAUGGUUUGA